AUGUCAAUUGCAGUAGUUGAAGGCCCAAUACGUGAGCUUCUUUUGGAAAUACCGGACUCUGAAAAACACGGGCUUUACUAUUCAGUGGUAUCAUUAUUUGUUGUCUCCACAGUAGUAGCAACAAUUCUCACACUGUCUUUUUUAGUUUUAUCAAUACUUUUAUGGAGAAAUUUCAAAUCGAUGAGAUUCUUUUGGUUUUUGACACAAUUAACAACAUCAGCUUUUAUAAUUUCUGCUUCGAAUCUAUUCAUAAACAUUCCAGCUGCCCUAUCUUUAUUUUCAAAAGAAGUAACGCAAUCACAGCUAUUUUUUUUUCUUAUCUUAUUGAUUUUUGUCAUUAUUCUAUACUUUUUUCGAAUUUGGUGAUUUCCAUUCAACGUGCUUUUGUAUUUUUUCUACGUAACUGGACAAACCAAUUUUUUGAAUCUAAGGCAAUAUAUAUUUGGCUUGCAAGUAUUUACAUAUUUGCUUUUGGUGUGGAAUAUGCAUUAAUGUCUUCAAAUUGUCAAUAUGGAUAUGAUAAAACUUCUAAAAAUUAUCAAUUAGUCUGUGAAGCAGACAAUCGCGGAAUCAUGAAAACAGUAGCAACGCCAGCUGGAAUUCAGUUUGUGGAAACUUUGCUACAUAUCGUUAUUCCUUUGUUUAUACUUAUCAUAUAUAUUGCAAUAACCGCAAGAAUAAUAUAUAUGAAAGGAACAAAAAUUUGGAUUUCC
Caenorhabditis elegans is the source of this 713-nucleotide messenger RNA. It is a transcript of the gene F58F6.5, whose product is annotated as G_PROTEIN_RECEP_F1_2 domain-containing protein. Lineage: Eukaryota; Metazoa; Nematoda; Chromadorea; Rhabditida; Rhabditidae. The transcript has 6 exons. The record is from RefSeq and is marked reviewed. Bases 1 to 366 code for a protein of 121 amino acids.